CUCCAAUCGCGAAUGUGCUGCGCGUGGGACUCUUUCGUUGGGGAGCAAUCGUGAAUCUACAUCUGCAUGUUGCAGCUAUGAGGUAGCGCUCUCGCACAUUUCGCUGCCGACCUCUCGACCCCUGCCCUUUCCCCUGGGCCUUCUCGACGAGCUCAUCCACAGCAGGCAGGCUUCAGGUCUGGCAUCAACGUCGAUCUACAGCGUGCGUCCGAAUGUCGCGCGCCUCUUCCUCACCCGACGAGCUGGACGCAGCGCACCCACGAGCAAACGCACACAGGGCUUCUGUCAGGUCCACAUCGAGCCCGGGCGAAUCCCCUGUCGUGGAGGUCUCCUCGGUGCUGAGGGCACGAUCAGAUCGAGACGAGAGUGCCGGGCUGAUGAGACCCCCUGCGCUUCCGAGACACAUCCAACAAGCUAGGACGGACGAGAGGAUGAGCAAGAGGAGGAGGUAUGGACAGGCCAGAAGAUCUGGUCCAGGAGAUGAGCAGGAAGAUUGGAGUCAAGGCUUGACAGAUCGUCCUGCUGCCUCUGCUUCUUCUUCCAGAAUCCCAAUGGGUCCACCCGCUUUACCUUCGCCAUCUCCCAGACCUAGCCCAAUGCCGCUCGAAAGUCCUGCCGUAAAGAGGGAAUACUCAACCCCUGUCCCUGGAUCUGGCAUCCUCUCGCCAGAUCCACCGCCCACCAACCGUCGGUUGGAUUUUCUUCGUGGCGGGUACCGAUCAGGGCACACGAAUGGAGCGAUAACCGAAGGAGCGCCUUUGCGACAUGCACUUGCGGAGUCUGUCGUGGCGGAUGAGGAGGAGCGGGAGGAAGAGCAGAGGGAGUCGAGAGAACCAGAGGAAGGGGAGGACAGUCCUUUGCUUGUCUUCCAAUGCGACGCUUGCGGCGUGGUGCUGGGUGACAGCUUUUCUUGGGUGGCUGCUCAGAGGGAGCUUGGACUUCUGGUUUUGUCCUCUGCAACUGACGAAGUCGUCGUGGAUAGGACUUUUAUCACCUCGACCGAAGGAGGGCUCGACGUUGGCUCAACCUACUCUUCGUUUACUUGUUCAUGCGGAGCCGCGCUAGGGCGAAUGUACAGGACCACCUCUCGAGCACUGGACGAUCUUCGAGAUGCGUAUUCUUUUCAAGUGACUCAGGUUCGCGUCUAUCAGCUCGGGACAAGCCAAGCCAACGCAGCUCAUGGACAUCCUCAGCGAGACUCUGUCGAGGCAGAAGCAGGAGACUUGACCGCAGAGGCCCCUGUGGCCGAGCCGCUCACAGCGCUAGCUUCGACACAUGGAGAACAAAUCGGACCAAACGAAGUCUUCGAUACGGUCGAGCGAGGCGCAAACAGGCGAUACGUGACUCCGGUAGUGACGAAUGUUGCCGCAGGCAUUGAUGGUCCUGCGGGGCAUGGUCAAGCGCAAACCGGUUUUUCAAGGACACCCGUGCCUCCUGGUCGGGACGAUCAGCGAAUUCGAGUGCUUUUGAUGGGUAUAGGCGAGCGUCUAGUGAAGCUCGAGAGGCAGAUGGAGUCCUUGCAACAAGCUUCCGCUCGUUCCGAAUCCAGCACUGUUCAAGCUGCCUCUUCGGCAGCACGGCCAAAGGCCGGGACUAUUCGCAGUCAUUCCACAUCCGAAGGCGAGGGGAGCGUGAUGAGUGAGCAGGUUCAGGAGAAUGGAGCCCGGUGACACAGCCUUCAAAAUGCCUUCAGUGUAACACCGUCCAACAGGCUGGUCGCGGCCAGUCAUGUCAAGUUUGCGCGCGCUGUUUUCUUUCGGUCGGACGCGGGCCAGCCAUGAGCACAGAUCAUGCACUGCGCCAAGUCGCACUUCGCGUCUACUUGUACUUGUACGUCUACCAAAGCGUGAUGCUUAUAUCCUGCAAAGAAAGCGAAUGAAGCGCCCGCGCUUCUCGGCCCAACACAGUCGAAAAGGGAUGCUGCGGAAGAUGAG
Molecule: messenger RNA, 1934 nt
Organism: Ceraceosorus guamensis
Lineage: Eukaryota; Fungi; Basidiomycota; Exobasidiomycetes; Ceraceosorales; Ceraceosoraceae
Exons: 5
Coding region: 213-1670 (485 amino acids)
Biological process (GO): chromosome segregation; CENP-A containing chromatin assembly
Cellular component (GO): nucleus; chromosome, centromeric region; chromatin
Source: RefSeq, a predicted model, not a curated record